Oreochromis aureus is the source of this 780-nucleotide messenger RNA. RefSeq names its product cornifelin homolog B-like. The transcript is spliced from 4 exons. NCBI's taxonomy places the organism in Eukaryota, Metazoa, Chordata, Actinopteri, Cichliformes, Cichlidae. The record is from RefSeq and is a predicted model, not a curated record. The coding region runs from base 190 to 543 and encodes 117 amino acids.
GGGUUGUUCUGAUCGACGCUGCGAGGCUGCUGACUAAUUCUCCUGGGAAUUCAACUGUCGUUGAUUCAGCUGCUACUGGCUCCUCCAUCAACUGCAUUGUUACUUUAAGACCCUGGUUUUGACUUUUAGAGCUCGACCUGGUCAAGCAUCAUUGGUGCCUGAUGGCCACAGGAUCAGGGCCUGUUGGCUAUGGAUCACUCAGUUAUGGCUGUCCGCCAGCAGCCCACCCAGGGGAUGAUAUCCCCCCGCUCUGGAGCAUGGAGCACCGAGCUCUUUGAUUGCACCGCUAAUAUGAAAACCUGUUGCUACAGCCUUUGGUGUUUCCCCUGCAUGCAGUGUCAGACAGCCAGUAAGCAUGGAUGGUGCUUCGCAAUGCCACUGCUGGAUGUUUGUGGUGUGGUGUCCUGCUUACUCCGGCAGUCCAUCAGAGAGCGCCACAACAUCGAAGGCUCUGUCACUGAUGACGUCAUCAACGUACUUUGCUGUUAUUCGUGUGUCUGGUGCCAGAUGUAUCGUGAGGUGGUGAUCAGGGAACGCCAGUAGCCCUCAAACUUGAUGCUGAUCACCGUGCACGUUACCUAUGGAUCAAGAUCAUGGGUCGGGGCCCAUGUCAUGAUUUUUAGAUAAAACCUAUAUGUAGUAAUGUAGUAAUAAUAAAAGAUAUAAGAAAAUGUAAGCUCAUUUUAAAAUAGCGUUAUAGAGGUUUUAAUCUGACCAAUAAAAUCUUUCUAUUUCAUGUAACAUGAUUCCUGUUGUUGUAAUCUUCUUCUGAGCUGAGUU